Triticum aestivum (bread wheat) is the source of this 1023-nucleotide messenger RNA. RefSeq lists its product as uncharacterized. NCBI's taxonomy places the organism in Eukaryota, Viridiplantae, Streptophyta, Magnoliopsida, Poales, Poaceae. The transcript is spliced from 4 exons. The record is from RefSeq and is a predicted model, not a curated record. The coding region runs from base 1 to 744 and encodes 247 amino acids.
AUGGGCUCCACGCCGCACGGCACCCUACCCAGUGAAAACGGAGAGCGGGCCGGUUGCGGAGUUUUCUUUCUUCCUUGCCAAGGCAGCAAACCGAUCAGAAUCAGAAAUCACAGGACACAGAGAGACGGACAGACGGGCCGGGCCUAUAUACCCUGGAGGCCCCCAAUCCCCAGCAACCGACGAAGAAGAAGCGGAUCGAUCGAGUCGGCGAGAGCGAUGGCGGCGCUCCGGCACGCGGCGAGGCGUGCGCUCCAGCAGGGAGGAGCGCAGGUGAGGCCUUCGGUCGUGGCGGAGGGACCUCGGCGGCUCUUGCUAAACGGCGCUUCCCCUGCCCGCCGGCCCAUGUCCACCUCCUCCAUCAGUCGCAAGCCGACAUCUAGUGCCAAGCCUCACGGCGAGCUGGAAUUGCUGGAAAUGCGAUUCAAGAAGACGAAGGAAGAGUUGUUUGAUUUGCUCGUAGCAGUGAGAAGGGCAGAACUUUACCCACAGUUGUCCUGGGAAGACAUCCAAACUCAUCGGCUCAUCACUCACCUUGCUGCUCAAGUGGAGCCUAGGCCUCACGACCCCAAUUGGCGCAUGUUUCGACGAACAAGAAGACUCAACGAUUUUAACACUAUAACCGUUCCUCUGGGAUAUUUUGGUCUGUUCGCCUACUGCGUGGCAACUAACAUGAGAGAAGAUGGCGCUACAAGCAAGAAUAGUGAAGCCAAUUUCGUCUCCGAGCCAGAGAACGAUAUGAACUAGCUUUAUAUCAGAAGUCUAGAUAGUCUAUGAUAUGAACUACCCCCUCCGUUCCUAAAUAAGUGUCGUUUCAAAUAUGAACUAGCUUUGUAUUACAAGUCUAGAAAGUCUCCUGAGCGUAUGUAAUUAGUAAUAUGACAUCUAGUUGUAGUUGUAGGAUUUGCUGGAUGCUGGCAACGGUAAUGGAAUCAGCCUGAAGUUGGAGUGGUUGUGCAAGUCCUUUUAAAUUAACUAUUAUGUGACGAAAGAGAAACAGAAAAUCAAGCGAUAUCUUUAUGUUUA